AUGAUCCUGUCUGUUCACGUGAUCGAUCUCUUCAAUCCACAAAAUUUGAUGGCUACGGAUACCAAGGGUGCUUUGUGUUGCCAUAACGAACAGCCUGGCGUCUUCGGAUGUAAAACCAGCUGCGAUGUCACGAUCGAAAUUUGCUACCUAGAUACCACUUCCAGUAAUUGUGUGAAGAGAUUUACAAGUAAUGUCAUUCCCGGGGGAUUUGGUCAAACCCAAUUUGGUUCACCCAUCGGAAACUUGUCUAACCCUGUCGUCAUCCACAUUCCAACAUGGACUCCUCGUUCCAGGUAUCGUGUCACUGCCUACCAAGACCGUAACUAUCACAACAUCAUCAGCCAGAUAGUGGUUCAACCUAACUCCAAGGAUAUUGCUCCUGAUGAAUUACACGCAGCAAAUCAUCAUGCUGCUAUGAUGUAUUACCGUACGGGAGCUACCAUAUCAACAGACUACAAGAUAUUCCAGUGCCAAGCUGACCAUUCACUUCACCAAACGUGCAACGCCCAGGGUCACGUGGUUUGUAUGGAUCCCUACUACGGCACGGACUGCUCCCAACAGUGUUCCAUACUGCCAGCCAACGGUGCCUUACGAGGAACCUGUAUCCAAGGAGUCGGUCCAAUAUGUCAGAGAGGUUGGAGUGGUCCACAUUGCACAAUACCUGAUGUAUGUUCAAACAAUCAGUGUCAAAAUGGCGGUCACUGUUUGAACGAUCCCAGCGUUCCGGUGUACGGAUUCCGGUGCGCGUGUCCACAAGCAUGGACCGGUCAGUUUUGUGACCAGAUAGACUCUUGCGCUUACCACUCCUGCAAUAAUGGAAAUUGUACAAACGACAACACGCAUGUUCAUGGUUACCGUUGCAAUUGUCUUGGUGGAUGGACUGGUGACGUUUGUGACGUCGACGUAAACGAAUGUCUAUUUCCAGGAGCUUGUUCCGAUCGUGGCACGUGCCACAAUUUGGCGGGAACAUUCUCAUGCUCGUGUGAAGCUGGAUGGUCGGGUAAAGCCUGCGACACAAGUCUCUGUUCUACAGGUUACAUUGGAGCAAACUGUACCACCAUUACCAGUUGUGAAAAUAACGGGUUCAAAGUUCUGUCGGCGACCGGGAUAAUAUGCCAGUGUCCGUACGGAUGGAUGGGAGCUAGGUGUGAAAUAGACGAGGACGAGUGUGCCGACCCCAGUACAUGCCAGAACAACGCCACGUGCAUAAAUCGACCAGGAUCGUUCAUUUGCGCAUGUCAGACUGGUUGGAAGGGGCACCACUGUGAAGCGGAUAUAGAUGAAUGCGUGGCGAACCCUUGUAUGCAUGGGACUUGUAAUAACAGUCAAGGAAGCUACCAGUGCAUAUGUGAAAAGGGUUGGAUAGGAACACAGUGUGAAACAGACAUUGACGAAUGUGAGCACACGGUUUGUCAAAAUAACGGCACGUGCAUCAAUUUUGAGGGGAAUUUUCACUGUAAGUGCCCGGAUGGUUAUGGCGGCGGGCUUUGUGAGUACGAUAUUGAUGAGUGUGCUAACGUUACCUGUUUAAACUACGGCGUCUGUUCGGACCUUGUGAACGAUUUUGUGUGUAAGUGCUCCCUUGGUUUCACGGGUCAGCUAUGUGAGACUGACAUAAAUGAAUGCGCGAGCAAUCCAUGUGUCCAUGGCAACUGCUCCGACGAAGUGGCGAAGUAUAACUGUCGGUGUAAACAGGGAUGGAGCGGUACGAAUUGUGAUAAGGAUGUCGACGAAUGUGACUUUUCCCCAUGCGAAAACGGAGCAAAUUGUACCAAUAACCCUGGAAGCUAUCAAUGCGCGUGCGUUGUGGGAUUCGUUGGUACACAAUGCGAAAUCAACAUUGAUGAUUGUUCCAGCUCUCCCUGCAUGAAUAAUGGUACGUGCGUUGACUCGGUCAAUGAUUACAGCUGUGUUUGUUACGGUCAGUUUACCGGAAAACGUUGUGACGUAUACAAUUUCUGUGCAUACAGUCCGUGCGAUCACGGCCAGUGUGUGGUUACAGACAACACCCCGAACUGUCUGUGUGACGCAGGCUGGGAAGGCGUGGCCUGUCACUACGAUAUCGACGAGUGUGCGCAAUCAUCACCUUGCACAAACGGAACGACAUGCGUCAAUACACCCGGACGUUACGAAUGCGAUUCCUGUAACAACACAAUGUGUGGUAUCAAUGGCACGUGCUCAAUGUUGAAUAAUGUCCCGACAUGCACCUGUGGAUAUGGAUGGACAGGCCCCUACUGUUCCCAGGAGGAUUUCUGUAUCGGCAAUCCGUGCAGCAGCCAUCUUGAAUGCGUCAACACUUUUGAUGGAUACACGUGUCACCAUUACCAUGGUAAAGACCUAUGUGACGCCAUGCCGUGUGAAAAUGGUGGGUCAUGUGAGUUUCAUUCGCGCUACACUCCUCCCAGCUUCGAGUGCCACUGUGCUAACGGAUGGACGGGGUCCACGUGUGCCACUGACAUAGAUGAAUGUGUUUCCAAACCCUGUGCUGCUGACCAUGUAUGCGUAAAUACAGCUGGAGGAUUUGCAUGCGUGAAACAUACUGUUAAACGUUCGAGUUCGGAGAGGGAUUCUGGGACUGUGAUGUUGGAAGUAGACCACGUCAUACAGAAACCUGACGUCACUGACCUCCGUGACCUUCUCACGUCCUUGAUCUGUGGAAACGGAUGUGGAUCCAAACAUUGCUCUGUGGAUAUCAGUAGUUAUACUGUCCAGUUCAGGUAUGCGAUGUCGACCUUGGGUAUCACUGCCAGGUGUGGAAAUGACGUCAUUAAUCACGAGACGCUGAAUGACGUGCUUGGUAAAACAUUCAAGAUAAUCAACUGACGCUGUUAAAAGAACAACGAAAUCCGUGCUUAUUUCACUUACAGAAAAUGUAAUGUCAAAAUAACAUGACGAAUACAAAUAUUUUUCUAUACACAUUACUUGAUGUUUAUGUUAUUAAGAUCAACAAAUCAUUUAAUGCAAUCCGAUCAAAAUAAUAACUCGAUGCAUUUUAUAUAAAAAAAUCCUGGUUUGAGUAGGCGAGCUGAGUUGAUUCAAUAGACGAUUGUAUCGAACCCUGUACCUGCUAAAAUGAAUACACGUACGUGCCUAGAUACAAAAUUUGUGUGUAUAAUGUAUAGCACUUUUCAUUCAUUUUUUUUUUACUUUCCACUUUUUUCACUUAAGUUUUUAUCUAUGAUACAUUCUCUAGUCGUGGUCCUGAUCUCUAGUUUUAAAAAUCUUGAAUUACCUUGGUUUAGCUAAUCUAAUUGUUGUCUCAUAUGGAUGUUGAGUCAAAUCAAUGUCCAAAAGAAUUUACUGUUUUUCAUUUAAAUAUCAGAAGUGUACGGAAUAAAAUUCAGGAUUUGAUGGAUUUGACCGAGUGUAUGAUGUUAGUUGCCUUACAGAAACCCAUUAAGACGACCAUGCUUUAUCUGACAGUUUGCGUCUUGAAGGAUUCCAUAAACCACUGUGUUUAGACCGUAAUUUUGCGGGAUGUGGUAUUCUUGUCUACGUCAAUGGCAAACUUAAAAUUAAGCGUCUAGGCGAGUUAGAAUUUCGAGGGUGUGAGAUUCUUUGGACUCAGAUAGAAUUCCAACACUCAUCUAUUAUUAUAGGUACUAUUUACAGACCAGAAACACUCUAGUAAUCCAUUUUGGGAUCAUUUAAGUGAAUCGACAGACAGAGCAUUAGAUAUUUCUCCAAACUUGAUUAUGAAUGGUGAUUUAAAUAAAGACAUGUUAACUAG
Mizuhopecten yessoensis (Yesso scallop) is the source of this 3730-nucleotide messenger RNA. Its product is annotated as fibropellin-1-like. The coding region runs from base 1 to 2823 and encodes 940 amino acids. Gene Ontology annotation, molecular function: calcium ion binding. NCBI's taxonomy places the organism in Eukaryota, Metazoa, Mollusca, Bivalvia, Pectinida, Pectinidae. Gene Ontology annotation, biological process: axon guidance. The transcript is spliced from 8 exons. The record is from RefSeq and is a predicted model, not a curated record.